Chenopodium quinoa (quinoa) is the source of this 1290-nucleotide messenger RNA. RefSeq lists its product as uncharacterized. Lineage: Eukaryota; Viridiplantae; Streptophyta; Magnoliopsida; Caryophyllales; Amaranthaceae. The coding region runs from base 1 to 1290 and encodes 429 amino acids. The transcript has 2 exons. Gene Ontology annotation, molecular function: RNA-DNA hybrid ribonuclease activity; nucleic acid binding. The record is from RefSeq and is a predicted model, not a curated record.
AUGGCGAUGGACGAUACACCAAAAACAUUGUUUAUUACCCCAUGGGGGACAUUUUGCUACCAAGCGAUGCCCUUCGGACUAAAAAAUGCUGGGGCUACUUAUCAACGUGCUGCAACAACCAUCCUACAUGACCUCAUUCAUGACACUGUUGAAGUGUAUGUGGAUGAUAUGAUUGUUAAAAGCCAUGACCGUAUGGAACACAUAUCGACAUUGAAGUCUUUCUUCGAUAGAAUUCGAAAAAUACAACUUAAGAUUAAACCCCCAGAAAUGUGUGUUUGGGGUGACUUCCGGAAAACUUCUAGGAUUUAUUUUUUGAUGCCACCCAAGCCUGGGGAAGCUUUGCUCUUGUACCUUACAGUGACAGAAACUGCCAUGGGUGGAUUGUUGGCGCAAUAUCAAGAAGGUACCAAGAAAGAAAUUGCUAUUUAUUAUCUAAGAAAAAAGUUCUUAGAAUAUGAGACUAGAUAUACUCCCUUAGAAAGGGCAUACAUCGCUCUAAUCUACGCGACAAAAAAGCUCCGACAUUAUCUACAAGCUCAUACAACAUUCCUUAUCUCAAGAUUAGACCCUAUCAAAUAUAUCUUUGAGAAACCUAUUCUGAGUGAAAUAUUUGCGACAGAAUUCGAUAUUCAAUGUGUUAAUAAAAAAUCUGUUAAAGGGAGAGCCAUAUCUGAAGCGUUAGCUGAUGGGCCUAUAUCAGGAGAUGAAUUCGAUAACGACUUUCUGGAUGAACAUUUAUUCAAUAUCAAUACAUCACAAUGGAAGAUGUACUUUGAUGGAGCAUCUAAUAGAAGGGGGAAUGGUGCAGGUGUGUUACUUAUUGAUCCACAUGAAGUUCAUAUUCCCUUUUCAAUAAAACUUAUUUUUCCAACAACCAAUAACACCGCUGAAUAUGAAGCUUGCAUCUACGGUGUAAAGGCAGCCUUAGCAGCAGGGGCAAGAAAUCUUAUAGUGUAUGGUGAUUCAAACCUCAUUAUAUUUCAGACAAUUGGAGUGUGGAGGGUUCGAGAUGAAAGGUUGCAAAUGUAUACUGACCAUCUCCAACAACUUAACCCCUGCUUUGAGGAAAUCGAUUUCAAACAUCUCCCCCGAGAACAAAAUAGUUUCACUGAUGCGCUAGCAAAUUUGGCAGUAAAUUUAACCUGGGAAGAUAACGUUAAAGUUCGGUCUGUAGCUAUAGAAGAAAAAAGUUCCCCAGUGAUCAUGGAUGAAGAAAUGAUCGCAUCAUUAACUAUACAAGACGAAGAGGACGCUUGGUAUAGCGACAUAAAAAAUUUCUUGGCCACUUGA